GGAGGUAUAAAGAGAGGGAGGGAGUAAUAUAAGAGAGGCAGCCAUAGAGGGAGAGGUGACAGAGUAGAUUAUCCUCCUCUCCUCUCCUCCUCUCUGCCAGCCUCAUCAUGUUCAUGCUGCAGAUGUUGACUGUUAUCUCUCUGACUGUUAUUCUCCUGGCAUCUGUGGAAGGUAAAGGCGUGCAGAUGCAAAGGGAUGUCCAGUGCUGCAUGUUGUACUCCCAGGGCAAGGUGCGUACCAAAGAUGUGUUGCGGUUUGAGGUGCAGACGGAGGGGCCCGACUGCAGUAUACAAGCCAUCAUUCUUUACACGAAGAAGGCAGUGAAAUGUGCAGACCCCAGAGACCGGAAGGUGAAGAGGCUGCUGAGGAAGCUCCUGCAGAGACAGAGAACCAAGGCCCACCGAACCAUGUGGCUCCUUCCUCAUGACAACCUGCCCGUCAUGUCAGAGGACAAAAAAGACAACUGGGCAGUUCUCAAUGCCGAGUGAUGGAGCACCAUCAAAUAUGGAGGAAAACUCAUAGUCAUAAGCCAAGUAAACUUUCAGUGACUUGUCAUCUUUACACGGCGAAGCUCGCUGAUUCUCCAGUCGUCUUGUGUCUCUCUCUAUCUACACUAUCUGUUUCCCUGGGACCAGACCUGGGCAGCAAUACAUAUUUAAAUGGCUUUAGAUAUUUAAACAUGAACUGUGCUUGAAAUAUUCCCAGACAUGUGGCUGGAAAAGCCUCAACAGAGGAGUAUUUACUUGUAAGAUAAGUUGAAUUGAUUUUUUUUGUUUGUUUUUUAAUGGCUCAUACUGUUAUUUGCCAGAGUCUGCCUGGAAGUGUCUCCUUCUACAAUAACAUUACUACUCGUGGCUGAUGUGAAAUCAGUUUUAAAAAAAGUUUAGUUAAACAAAUGAUUAACGAGCAGUGAUAUUAAUAUUGUAUAUCAGCAUACUCUAUGCUUAUUUGUGACUUGUAUACCUUCAGUGAUGUGUAAUGACACUGCACACAGCGCAGACUUUGAAAUGAUAUGUUUGACUGUUAGACAGGUGAAAUCAAAGUGGGAUCAGUGAGAAGAUUUCACCUGGACACAACUUCCUGUGUGACAUAGAGAGCAAAUGUUCCUGAUAUUAUGUCCACUCUAUAUAUUGACUGUUUGUAAACCCACUUGAAGCCCAAGUCAAUCUUUUAAAAGGAGGCCCUCAGGCAUCUACCAGAGAUUUAAAUAUCUACACAUUUGCAGUUUACAUUUGUCUUUUCCACAGAUAGUCCGUCACAAAACUAUGCCAAAGUAUUCAUGAUUCAAUUCACCACAUGGCAAGGCUGUUAAAUCUUAGAGGGCUCAACUGUGUGUGAAACACACAAGUAUUGUAUUGUAGAAGAAUGCACUGUAUGUUAAAACAGUAACUCAAGUGAACUAUUUUAUAAAUUAAUCUGAAAUA
Messenger RNA from Acanthopagrus latus (yellowfin seabream), 1424 nucleotides. It is a transcript of the gene ccl44, whose product is annotated as chemokine (C-C motif) ligand 44. Bases 108 to 488 code for a protein of 126 amino acids. Gene Ontology annotation, biological process: positive regulation of GTPase activity; inflammatory response; G protein-coupled receptor signaling pathway. Gene Ontology annotation, molecular function: chemokine activity; CCR chemokine receptor binding. The transcript is spliced from 5 exons. Gene Ontology annotation, cellular component: extracellular region. The record is from RefSeq and is a predicted model, not a curated record. Lineage: Eukaryota; Metazoa; Chordata; Actinopteri; Spariformes; Sparidae.